Globicephala melas (long-finned pilot whale) is the source of this 3468-nucleotide messenger RNA. It is a transcript of the gene FANCF, whose product is annotated as FA complementation group F. Gene Ontology annotation, cellular component: Fanconi anaemia nuclear complex. Gene Ontology annotation, biological process: interstrand cross-link repair. Lineage: Eukaryota; Metazoa; Chordata; Mammalia; Artiodactyla; Delphinidae. The record is from RefSeq and is a predicted model, not a curated record.
UGAAGGCGGAAGUAAGGCCCUAGCGCGCUCAAUGGAACCGCUCUUGCAGCACCUGGAGCGGUUCUCCGAGGUUCUGGCUGUCUCCCGCACGACCCACGUCAGCACCUGGGACCCCGUGACCGUGCGCAGGGCCCUACAGUGGGCUCGCUACCUGCGCCACAUCCACAAGCGCUUUGGCCGCCAUGCCCGCAUUUGCAAGGCGCUGGAGCGGCGACUGCAAAACCAGUGGAAGCAGCAGGGCGACUCUGGGCCUGCUCCAGCCCCGGGGUUGGCGAACUUCCAGGCCUUGGGGCUCUGCGACCAGCUGCUGUCCCUGCGACUGCUGGCGAACCCGGCCCUCGGGGAUGCCUCCUUUCACUACCUGCUGCAGCAGCUCUUUCCCGGCCCUGGCAUCCCGGACGCCGAGGAGGAGUCUCUCCAAGGCAGCCUGGCCCGCCUCGCCCGCCGCCGGGCCGCUCUUCACAUGCUGCGCUUCAACGCCUAUGGAGAGAACCCGGCCCUUCAGGAGGACCCACUGAUGAAGACCCAGGCGGAGCUGCUGCUGAGGCGUCUGCAGGAGGUGGGGGAGGCCGAUGCAGGGGGCCCUGGUAGGCUUCUCAGCAGCCUGUGGGAGCGCUCGCCCCAGAACAACUUCCUGAAGGUGGUAGCGGCCGCGCUGUUGCUGCCGCCGUCUUCUCCCCGGCACCAAGAAGAGGAAUUGAAACUAGGCAGCCCCAAAACUCCGGGAGAGGAGGGUCAAGAGCUGCUUCGCUGGCUUCUGGGGAAAUCGGAUGUCAUGGUUGCUUUUUGCCGCAGCCUCUCAGCCGGGCUUUUAACUUUGGUGGCGGGGCGCCAUCCAGAGCUCUCCCGGGUCUAUCUGGGCCUGCUAACAGACUGGGGUCGACAGCUGCACUACAGCCUUCAGAAAGGCCUUUGGAUUGGAACUGAAUCCCAGGAUGUGCCCUGGGAGGAGUUGUUGAGCAGGUUUCAAAGCCUCUGUCAGGCCCCUCCACCUCUGAAAGAUGAAGUUUUUACUGCCCUGAAGUCCUGUAAGGCUCAAGAUGGAGAUUUCGAAGUCCCUGGUCUUAGCAUCUGGACAGACCUGUUGCUGUCUCUUGGGAGUAGUGCGUGAUAUUGCAUUUGGGCAGAGACAAGUUCUCAGCCUAGGCCCCAGUUCUCUAUGGGCAACGUUCUGUAACUGAGCAAUCGAAUAUACGGUUUACAAAAUUAAAAUCCCAGUGUUCUCGCCUAAUGUCCUGUACUUUGAUGUGUCCAAAAUAUUAUUGUAGGUCCUAAUAUAUAAUAGGUGUAAUUGUAACUUAAUUACAGAUAUGUAAGUAACUGGCUUGUAGUGCCAUGGAUUUACUGUUUAGAGGAGGUAACAUUGGAAAUAUCCUACCUAAAGCCAUGGAGUUAAUAGUUUGCAUUCUAGAAGGCGCAUUUCUAAUAACGUUGAAAAGAUAUGUGCUUGUCAAAGAAAAUGCAGCUUUAAAGUGACAAACAAGACACCUUUUUUAAUAUUAUUAAUGCCUUACUUUUGCAGGUUUUUCUUGGGUUUUUUUUAAAUCCCCAGAAGUGAUUUCUCUAACCAACAACACGUGCUGUCAGAAAUGGUUUGGAAAGCCAACUGGCCUAGUUGGACUUUAAACCCUGGACUUUGGCCUUGUUAACCUAACGUUCUAACCAAUUAACCAGCGUCAACAUGUAUUAAAAUUGUGUUAUUCAGAAAUUUUGUUUCUCAUUUCUGUGCAUUGAAAGAUCAUACAGUAAUUUAAAGCAUUGACUUAAGAAAAAAUUUUACAGCAUGGUAAAUACAAAUAUAUGCCUUUGGAAUAUUAAUUUAGCAUUUGAUGGUAAAAGAAAACAAACUUCUGAAUUAGUGCUGCUUCUGCCAUUGACUAGGUUAAUAAAUCACAACCUUGGUGUUACAGUUGCCUCAUGUUGAAUGAAGUGUUGAGACUAAAAUAGUCAAAUUCUCCCACUUUGUCCUUGUUGGCUGCCCUAUGGGGACAGUUUAGAAUAUUUGUUUAGUGUGUGUAGGAACCUAAUUUUGUGAGUUUACCCAGAUGCUCCACUACCAGCAGAGUGAUUACCAAUCACCAAACUUAAGAAUGAUUUAUUCAUUUUUAUUAGGGGGAAUAUAACUUUCUGUUCAUCAAGAUUUUUUUUUCCAUAACCAAGUUAGUUGGUUGCAAGAUUCUUCUAAUUCCAGAAAUGGAAUUAGAGCAAAAGGAGUUGUAUAAUCUUGUAGAAUUUUUUAUUCUAUAGUGAAACCUGGAGUAAACUACUGUUCUGCUAGCAAGUACACUUUUCCAGAUGAUCCUGGGUUAACACAAGCAAGUUUGUAUUUCCUGUGGUUUGAUUCCUUUUUCUAGCUCUCAUCCAUGUAGACCAUCUUUUAGAUUUAAUUUGCCAUUAAUGCAGGAAGAAAGGCAAUUCCUUCUGUUAGUUACCUGAAAGUCUUUUUUCAGGAAGCAUAACCCAAUGAAGAGUUCUGCCCACACAAGUCAUAAUAUUGACCCAUAAACCUAAGUCCCAUAACCCUAACCUUUAGCUUUAAAGAAUGACAGUUUGUAAACUUAUUUCCCUAUUUCUGCUGCAAUAUUGCACACUCUUUUUCAAGAUAAAAUGGUAAAAAUUGUUAUAGACUUCAGUAAAAAAAAAUUUUAAAUCUAUUUUUAUACUCACCAUAUCUUAUUUUAGGCUCCAUGCUAUGUUCAUUGCAUAGAUAACCAUAUUUAAUCUUCACAUCAAGACUGUAUUGUUAUAAAUCAAGAUACAAGCUAAAGAAGAUUAACUACAAUGCCCAAGGGCACACAGAAAAUAAGCAACAUGAGAGCAGAAGCCAAUCUGUUAUUUUUUUCCCCCAGAGCCUAGCACAGUGCCUGGCAUGUGGUAGAUACUCCAAAUGUUUGAAUAAAUGAAGCCAGGAUUAGAACCUUAAUCUAUAUUCUUAACAACAGUAAAAUUUUUUUUUUUUUUGACCAUGCCACGUGGCUUGCGGGAUCUUAAUUCCCAGAGGAGGGAUCGAACCUGGGCCCAGCAGUGAAAGUCCCGAGUCCUAACUACUGGACCAGCAGGGAAUUCCUCUUAAUCUGUAUUCUUUAUCUUGUUUUAAACAAGGUUAAAGACUUGAAGAGGUGUUAUUGAAUAUAGAAAUCUUACUAUCACUCUGAAUCUAUAGGAAGAGAGAAAAAAUGAGAGGAAGAAAUGGGAAAUUGAAUAAAUAAAUUCAAGAUUCUUAUGAGCCAGCAGAUAAAAUGACUGCAUGUGCCUGUUGUUUUUUGUUAGUAUUAGUUGAGGACAAAUAUCUCAAUGCUUUCUGAAAACUUCCCUUGGACUGAGUGUAUAUCUAUUGAGUGUAUUAGAAUGUUUUAAAUCUAAAUGCUGUUGUCCAUGUGCUGGCUGCUUAUUAAAGUUCUGAUUCUAAUGGAAAAUGUGUAAGAUUUGGCUUUGAGUACAUAAAUAAGGCUAUGCAUUUGUAUGGUG